This is a messenger RNA of Prunus armeniaca (apricot), 1044 nucleotides long. NCBI's taxonomy places the organism in Eukaryota, Viridiplantae, Streptophyta, Magnoliopsida, Rosales, Rosaceae. The record is from the annotation of a GenBank genome assembly.
AUGGACUUGGAACCUGGCAGCAGAAACAGUAAGCAUUCAGAAAUAGUUGUUGAUGGAAGUGGAGGCAGUAAGCACUCAGAAACAUCAAAGGCUCCUGAUGCGAGUGAUAGAAAUAGCCCUUCAACAAUACAUCCAGAGGCUGAUGCUAAUGAAGGUGAUCUGCGUGUCCCGUCCAGAAAGCUAAUCUCUUUGUCCUCUUUGUCUUCAGUGGCAUCAGACUCGUCAUUGGAAGAUCUCUUCCAAGUGGACACAAAUAGAAUUUCCACUUCACCACAUAUUGCUUCCCUCCCUAAACAUCAUGACCACAGCUCUCUGGGUCCUGCAUCAACAUCCCGAGUUUCGGAUGUUGGGCAUGGUAUGUCACCGACAGAAUCCCCCACAGUCCAAAUGAUGGAACGGAGUGGAGGAUAUGAUCCUUGCAGGAUCCCGUCUUCUGUGUUUGCAAGAAGUAAAUCCAACAAAGAAAUGGAAUGGAGUGUUGCUUCCAAUGAGUCAUUGUUUAGCAUUCAUUUAGGCAACAAUAGCUUUUCCAGAGACCAUAUAUUUUUGCUGGGUGAUUUGACUAAGUCUGGGGAACUAUAUAAAUCAGGCGAGUUGUUUGGGCUUAGUCCACACCCUCCUCCAAUUCCUGAGCUAGAAAUUGAAAGCAAUGGGAUUGAAGAGGUGAGGGAAUCUGGAGCUGAAGGAAUGGCAGAUGAGACCUUCAAGGACACUGCAAGAACAAAUGCCGAAGAUCAUAGUGAGGGAAGAGUACCACCUCCAACUGUAUCCUUCACAUCCCAUAGCCUCUCCCGCCGUUCCGAUGGGAGUGGAGCUAGCACUCGCUCUUUUGCCUUCCCAAUAUUGACAGAUGGGAUGAAAAAUUCUAUGAAGGUUACACAGUAUACCGAAGAGAAGUGUCUGGAGCCACCAGCAGCGGCCAAAGUAUCGACUAAAAAAGAAGAAUGUGCUACCAAUUUGACAAGAGCAAUCUGCCAAGCCAAUCAUGGCGAGAAUGGAGCCCAGAGGGGCAUAUCUAGCAACUUUCUUUGCAACGGAAGCUGA